UUGUCUAAUGGCAAUACUUUAUAUAAUACCCAUUUGUCGUCAUCAAACGAAAAUGGCGGAAAGUGAGUUGAACGUUGACAGUAUUAUUUCAAGGUUAUUAGAAGUUAGAGGAUGUAGGCCUGGUAAAACUGUUCAACUCACUGAAGCUGAGGUUCGUGGAUUAUGUUUGAAAUCAAGAGAGAUAUUUCUUAGUCAGCCAAUCCUACUUGAACUCGAAGCUCCUCUUAAAAUUUGUGGUGAUAUUCAUGGACAGUAUACAGAUCUUUUGAGGCUUUUUGAAUAUGGAGGUUUUCCACCUGAAGCAAAUUACUUAUUUUUAGGAGAUUAUGUUGACCGAGGAAAGCAAUCUCUUGAAACCAUAUGCUUACUUUUAGCAUAUAAAAUAAAAUAUCCAGAAAACUUCUUUCUUCUAAGAGGGAACCACGAAUGUGCCAGCAUUAAUCGAAUAUAUGGUUUUUAUGAUGAAUGUAAAAGGCGCUACAAUAUUAAAUUAUGGAAAACGUUUACAGAUUGCUUCAAUUGUUUACCUAUUGCUGCUAUUAUUGAUGAAAAAAUAUUUUGCUGUCAUGGAGGUUUGUCCCCUGAUUUACAAUCAAUGGAACAAAUUAGGAGAAUAAUGAGACCUACUGAUGUUCCUGAUACGGGCUUAUUAUGUGAUUUACUGUGGUCUGAUCCUGACAAAGAUGUACAAGGUUGGGGUGAGAAUGAUCGUGGGGUUUCAUUUACGUUUGGUGCUGAUGUCGUUAGCAAAUUUCUUAACCGACAUGACUUAGAUCUUAUUUGUAGGGCUCAUCAGGUUGUUGAAGAUGGCUAUGAGUUUUUUGCAAAACGACAAUUAGUAACUUUGUUUUCGGCACCUAAUUAUUGUGGUGAAUUUGAUAAUGCUGGUGGUAUGAUGUCUGUAGAUGAAACAUUGAUGUGUUCAUUUCAGAUUCUUAAGCCUUCUGAGAAAAAAGCCAAAUAUCAAUACGGGGGGUUGAACUCGGGGAGACCUGUUACACCGCCACGAGGACCUGUAAAAAAGAAAUAGUUAAUAUUUCUGUGUACAUUGUUAUUCUCAUGUUUCUGAUAUUUCUAUAAUUUGAAAGCAAAGCUCUUGACAUAUAUUGCUUUAUUAUAGCUUUAUUGUGUUGUCUCACUGAAUAUUUUCUCAUAAAGCUAUUUCAUGUAAAGCCUGUUUAUAUAAAUAUUAUAUUUAAAAAGAUUGAAGUGCACAUUUUUUUGUUAGGAAAUAUAUAUAUUUCUUAACAAGUUGGGUUCCAGCUAAGUAGCUGGAUGUAAUUUUAGUUGUAAUUACAUUUAUAAUUUGUAAGGAUAGAAUUCUUUGAGACCUCUUAAAAUAUUUUAUAAUGUAUUGAUUGCAUUUAUAAGAUAGUUUGCUUCGGUGACUCCUAAUAUUUAUUUAGAUAACAUUAUGCAACAAGACAUAAUUACCCAUGAGCUUGAAUAUAAUCUUGAUUUAAAAUAGCAAAUAGGAAUGUAUAUCAAUUUGCCAAGAUGUAAUUUGAUUUAUUUGUGCUGUGUAUGAUGAGAUGGAAAAAUCUUAUGUUUUUUCUCAAACUAUUCAUUCUGUAAAUUUUUUUUCAUUUGUACUGAACUUUUUCAUCAUUUUAAAUGUGUAUAUUUUUAUUUCAUAGUUUUGUAAUUAAAACUUAUGUGUAUGAUUCAGUUGUAAAAUAAAUUUCUUUCCUCUUCUACUUGAGAAACUGGUAAAAGCGAUAAGGUAAAAAUUAUGUGUCCCUCUUCUGAGAGGAAUCCUGCCAUGUAUAUUGUUCAACUGCUGAUUGCUAUAGAAUUAUCAGUUUCUUAAGUACUCAUUUUCUCAUACUGGUCCAAUAGUAUGUUUGUGUAGAAUGCUGACAUUUUUACCUGAGAACUUUUGCAAUAUUUUGACAUUUCAAAACAAAUUGAAAAAAUUUCUUUUAAAAACUGGUUUAUUUUUUAAAACUUGAUGUUCUUUCAUGUAGAAUCUGGGAAGAAACAAAAUGUGUAGAUACCUUUUUCUGAACAAGUAUUCAAUAAACAAGUGUAG
Molecule: messenger RNA, 2032 nt
Organism: Uloborus diversus
Lineage: Eukaryota; Metazoa; Arthropoda; Arachnida; Araneae; Uloboridae
Product: serine/threonine-protein phosphatase PP1-beta catalytic subunit
Exons: 8
Coding region: 8-1030 (340 amino acids)
Cellular component (GO): nucleus; cytoplasm
Molecular function (GO): protein serine/threonine phosphatase activity
Source: RefSeq, a predicted model, not a curated record